Molecule: messenger RNA, 2343 nt
Organism: Ricinus communis (castor bean)
Lineage: Eukaryota; Viridiplantae; Streptophyta; Magnoliopsida; Malpighiales; Euphorbiaceae
Product: 4-coumarate--CoA ligase 2
Exons: 6
Coding region: 390-2111 (573 amino acids)
Molecular function (GO): 4-coumarate-CoA ligase activity
Source: RefSeq, a predicted model, not a curated record
CCGGGUAGAGAAGAAAAGCUUUGAUAGGAGAGUAAGUAAGGAAGUCCAAGUAUUAUGUUAGUGAGUAGAGAAAAUUGAGUUGGGUUUCUUGAAUGUGAGAUAGGCAUGCUUUCUCUCCCUUACUUCCCUUCCCCAUCCUACCUACCUUCUCUUCUCUCACCCACACUUUCAACCUACCCUCCUAUCCUUCUUUUGCCUUAAAUUUGUUAUUAAUUACACCUUCUUCUCCUCUCUCUCUCCCACCCACACCCUCUUUUGACAUAAACUCAAAAAGUAUUAGCCUUCUUUUGGGGUAUGCUAACAUUAUACACACAAAACAAAACUGCUUCAAAAGAAACGAAAGAAAAGAAAAGAAAGGCAAAAACUAAUUACUCCUUAGUUCAAGAAACAUGAUAUCCAUAGCCUCUCUUGAACCACCUAAACAAGAACUCUCUUCUUCUUCUUCUUCUCAAAAACAAAACCCAUCAUCAUCGUCAUCUGAAACUCAUAUUUUCAGGUCUAAAUUGCCUGACAUCCCCAUAUCUAAUCACCUUCCUCUGCAUACUUACUGCUUCGAAAACCUCUUCAAAUUAUCAGAUAAACCAUGCCUGAUCUCAGGUUCUACAGGCAAAACCUAUUCUUUCGCAGAGACCCAUCUCAUUUCCCAAAAAACAGCUGCUGGGUUAUCCAGCUUAGGCAUCAAGAAAGGUGAUGUGAUCAUGAUCCUCCUUCAAAACUGCCCUGAAUUCGUCUUUUCUUUCAUGGGUGCUUCCAUGAUUGGCGCAGUUGCUACCACCGCAAAUCCAUUUUACACCUCAAAUGAAAUAUUCAAACAGUUGAAUUCCUCGCGACCAAAGCUUAUAAUUACGCAAUCCCUAUAUGUAGACAAGCUAAGAGAUCCUGAUCAUAAAAUUCAACCAAAACUCGGCGAAGAUUUUACAGUCAUAACCAUUGAUGAACCACCAGAAAACUGUCUACAUUUCACAGUGCUUUCGGAGGCAAGCGAGACAGAAAUCCCAGAAGUAAUUAAUGCCAAUCCUGACGAUCCUGUAGCAUUACCAUUCUCUUCAGGAACUACAGGGUUACCAAAAGGAGUGAUAUUAACACACAAAAGCUUGAUAACAAGUGUGGCGCAGCAAGUUGAUGGAGAGAAUCCAAACUUAUACUUAAAAGAAGACGAUGUUGUGUUAUGCGUGUUGCCUUUAUUUCAUAUAUAUUCAUUGAACAGUGUGCUGCUAUGCUCGCUAAGAGCUGGUGCUGCUGUUUUGUUGAUGCAAAAGUUUCAGAUAGGAGCUUUGUUAGAGCUGAUUCAGAAGCAUAAAGUGUCGGUGGCUGCGGUGGUGCCGCCGUUGGUUCUAGCGUUGGCUAAGAAUCCUAUGGUGGCGGAGUUCGAUCUGAGUUCCAUCAGAGUGGUAUUGUCAGGGGCGGCCCCGCUUGGGAAGGAGCUGGAGGAUGCUCUGCGCAGUCGGGUGCCUCAGGCUAUUUUGGGACAGGGGUAUGGGAUGACAGAAGCAGGGCCAGUGCUAUCAAUGUGCUUAGGAUUUGCAAAGCAACCUUUCCCAACAAAAUCAGGUUCAUGUGGAACAGUGGUCAGAAAUGCAGAGCUCAAGGUCAUCGACCCCGAAACCGGUUGCUCCCUUGGCUACAAUCAGCCUGGUGAAAUUUGCAUCAGAGGACCUCAAAUAAUGAAAGGAUAUUUGAAUGAUCCGGAGGCCACAGCAAAUACCAUAGAUGUUGAAGGCUGGCUUCACACCGGAGAUAUCGGUUAUGUGGAUGAUGAUGAUGAGAUUUUCAUUGUUGAUAGAGUAAAGGAAAUCAUCAAAUUUAAAGGCUUUCAGGUGCCACCAGCAGAGCUCGAGGCCCUCCUUUUAAACCACCCAUCAAUUGCAGAUGCAGCAGUUGUCCCGCAAAAGGAUGAAGUUGCUGGUGAAGUUCCGGUGGCAUUUGUGGUUCGAUCAAAUGGGUUCGAACUCAGUGAAGAGGACGUGAAAGAAUACAUAGCAAAACAGGUGGUAUUCUACAAGAAACUGCACAAAGUGUACUUUAUUCAUGCAAUUCCAAAGUCUCCCUCUGGAAAGAUAUUAAGAAAAGAUCUAAAAGCCAAGCUAGCAACUCCCUCCCCAUUGUCUUGAAAUUUUUUUCCUGUUAUUUCUCCCUGUGUUAGGCAUUUUACUUUGUGGCCAUCCGGUACAAAACUAUUAUGAAUUCAUUCAGAGAAUAUCCUUUCCUAAAAUUUCUCUAGUUCUUUUUCCCUAUUUUCUUGUGUUAUUUCUCAUUCUGUUUUAAUGUGAUGUAAUUAUUUCCUUCUUGCAUUUGAUGUAAUUUGAUGUUAAUGAAGUUCUUAAUAAGAGUGGAAGUUUGAUA